GAGAAUCUUAAAGAUUCAACAUUUAGGGUGCCUGAAAUACAUAACAAUCCAGCUUUUGCUCUAUGGAGCCUCGUGAUAAUCAAGCCGAGGCUUCAUAUACAUUUGGUGAUCGAUCGAGCAGUGACAUAGUUGUUAGACUAAGAAACGAAGAAGGCCGUGAUGAUUGGAUCUAUUGCCAUUCCAAAAUCCUUAGUGAGAAAAGCCAGUACUUCGCUGACCGUCUCUCUGAUAAAUGGCCCACUUGCAAGAUUCUUGAUUCACGCUACUGUGUUGAGGUCAUCUGUCAAGAAUCAGACUAUGAUCACCAUAUCAAUCUCUUAAGACUUCUCUAUCUUGUCUCUGAUGAUGUCCAUGAGGAUAACUUGUGUCAUAAUGUGAAAAGUGCGUUGGGGAUUCUCUCUGUCGCUAAAGAACUUAGUUGCCCUCAGAUUGUCACUGCUUGUGUGAACUACUUGGAAGCUGUUCCAUGGGAAGAAGGCGAAGAGGAAGAGAUUCUGCGGACUGUACCGAGAAUUGGAUCAGAAGCAGAGCCGAUUCUUGCCCGUCUCCAACCAGUUGAUCAGUCCGCUGUUACUGAAAUCUUUGUAUCGGCUUUUAGGUUUGCUACUUCGUCCCCGCCUUUGCCCUUGGGUGACAUAAAAUCCUCGGCUCAAGAACAGAUUGAGUAUAUGAUAACCGAAGAUGACGAUGCACCGUUGUUGAUUGCUGAUGAAGAAGUCAAGCUUGAAGUAAAAGAAUGUGUAAAGAGCCUGUUUGGUAGAUUCUUCCAAUGUCUAGAAGAAACCUCUUUCAAACCCGUCGAGUCUGAGGUUAUUAACAAAAAGGGGUCUUUUAGGAUGGUUCUUUCAGAUUUGUCGUGGGCUUUUCAGAUAUUAACAAAGAUGGAAGUGGUUAGAGAUUUUGUUAUAACAUGGGUUGACAUAUCUGAGAAGUUAGUUAAGGUAGUUGAGCAGUUGGAAACAACAGUUGCAGAGACUGUUGAGAUAAGAGUCAAGGUCAUUGAGGUGACUGCAAAAGUCAUAGAGGCGAUCGGUUAUGGAACAGUGAUAUUGCCAACAGCGAAAAGGCUUGAGAUGGUAAAACUAUGGCUUCCUUUUGUAAGAAACACAAAGCCACUUGUUGACUCACCGGUUACUGAAGAUGAGGAGAAUGGUACUGUGAGAUAUAAAAUUGAUGGAGAGAUAUGGCAAGCUUUAGAAUCUUCCUUUGUAUCGAUAAUUCUGGCAUUGCCAUCCGCAGACCAAGCUGAGAUAUUAACGGAAUGGUUAGGCAAGAAUGGGUUGUAUCCGGAUUUGACAGAAGCUUUUGAGGUUUGGUGUUACAGAUCAAAAGUCGCAAAGAGAAGAUUGGGUUUGCUUGGCGGCGAGGAAGAUGAGAACGGUAUGUCUUAACUCGUUUCCUGGGCUCUGAAUGAAGAAAGAGUAACAUUUAGUUUGUUUUUUGUUGUUGUGUAGAUGUCUGUCUUUUAACCCUUUUUGUGUGUUCUCUGUCAAAUCCUUCAUAUUAUCCAUUGGCAGUUUCCACAAAUCUGUAAAUACUGAUGACAAAGAUCUUGUCUUUUUUUAAUCGCUAAGAGAUAUUUCCUACUAAAAUUAAAUCUGUAGA
Molecule: messenger RNA, 1605 nt
Organism: Arabidopsis arenosa
Lineage: Eukaryota; Viridiplantae; Streptophyta; Magnoliopsida; Brassicales; Brassicaceae
Source: the annotation of a GenBank genome assembly